AGACCCUUCACCUCUUUCGAGACAGACAUCGCAACAGCACGGACACCGAUACCCUUUCUUUCAGUCGGUGGUAAACAACCCCAUAUUAUCCCUCCCUGCGAUCCUCCUUCGUUUCCUUGCUGCAUACCCGCACUCCCUUUUCUUCUUUUUUUCUUCUUACCCGAACAGUCUCCAAACAAAUCUUCGACCUGGCCGCCAUUCUUCCCAGUCUAGUCUAGGGCUUCAGAAGCAACACUCAAGACAAUAGUUGGACUUGGCCGACAAGCUUUGACCAUUACCGACGUGAAAUAACUAUCUACCUACCAUAUCGACUUUCCAGGAUCGAUCAUAUCUCGGAGCUACUUCGCUUGCACCUGGCGUAAGCUACCCGGAAUCCGAGCAGUUGCCAACGCUGGUUGCCAGUUACCGUACAGCGCCAACCCAAAAUCCAAAGCGUCUGUCGGUUCGCUGUGGUGCUGAGGUCGAUGUCGACGGGGUUUUGUCACGAAUUACAAUAGGUCUUUCAACGGGAGGUGUUGAAGGACUAACCGGGAGACACAAAUCAGCAUGGCCGAUAGGCAGUCGAGCUUCCUGCCGACGAUAAAAUGUUCGUCAUGUGGCAAUCAGAUUGAAAUCUCCAUGAUGGGGGAGCACAUCUGCGGAGGGGCAGGUGGUUCGGAUUCAUCGAGUACUCCCCCUCUAGAUAAAAUCGAUGAGACUUUUAUGCCAUUUAACAAAUCAGUACACGAAAAGAUUGGCCGAGUUCCACCUCCACCAAAGGUCGAUACUUUGGCAGCAAACCGCACCUAUUACCGAGCCGGGCAACUAACACCUGUCAGCAACUCCAGCGGCUCAGCCUCUCGUAGCGGAUCACCUCUCACGCCUACUGGUCGGGUACCAGGGCGCUCCGAAGACUAUUUUACACCAAAAAUCGCCAACGAAUAUGACUCGGCUUCUCCACGGAAUCAGCCACGGCGGCCUGGGGGUUAUGGGGGCAUGGACGAUGUCGAAGACGAUAUGUACUCUAACAACUCUCCCAAGAAACAACCUUCAAGUUUGUUGUCUCGUAUGAAUACUAUUGCCCCCGGUCCUUUUGAGUCGAAGAGGCCGGCUGCGGCCAAGAAUGCCUUCGCUCCCAGAUCAAACGAGCCGGAAGAUGCCUACAACGACCGACCCGUGACCUCAAACUCGAAUAGAAGCUUUGGGAACAACCAACCUCCAAAGAUGCCGAGGAAGAACGGUUACGGCGGGUUUGGCCCUCCCCAAAGGUCGCCGGGUGAAUAUGAACCCGAGCCACCAAGUGCAAUCAGCAGAUCUGGGACCUUUCCGCGGGAGAACGACCCAAUGGAAGCACCUCUGCGUACCCCAUCUGCCCCUGGUCCUCGACCGGACCGGUUACGACGGUCGACGGACGAGGCGAAUGAAAGGCUCAUAGAUCGAGACAACAGGGGGCGUCAAACCAACGAAAUGUAUGGGACAAGGACCUCAAUAACACGCGAUACCUCCAGGCCGCCGCCACCGAGGACCAGCCUCCUCAACCGACCACCCACCCGUGACGGUGGUGGUCUCCCCAACGCCGUUGACCUGGCCAGUGAGUUUGGCGUUGGGAACCCAUACCAUAGUUCGAACGUUUCCAUGUCCUCGAGCGCAUCAGCCUCGAGUCGCGCCGAAUCUCGCCGUCCUAGCCAACCAAGCUCGCAGACUAGCCCCGCUCGCUCGCUCAGGGCUCGUUCAGCCAGAAAGCCAUCGGAUACUUCCGACAUCGACAGCUUGAUGCAGGAUCUCCAAUCAUCAAUGCUGAGCGAUACACAGUCUCGGGAUCUCCCCCGUUCAUCGCCGGAACCACUUGCCAUGAAUUCAGGAUCCCUCCGCAACCAGUCUCGGCCGAGCCCGCCACCGAUGAAGACUCCGCCACUGGACGGCCCAAGCCAAAGAGAGGCGAUGGACCGCGGAAUGGACAGGGGUCGCCAGUGGGGUGAAGCUCAAAACUCAUCCCCUCGCUAUGCCUCUCCUGAGCGUAGGCGUGAGCCAGCCAGAGCGCCGUCUCGACCAGGACUUCGCAGCCAGUCCAGGGGCCGGGUGCCAGUAAAUCGCGGUAACUGCAAGGCUUGUCGGGAACCCAUCACAGGCAAGAGCAUCUCGAGCGCAGAUGGUCGGCUCACGGGCAGGUACCACAAGGCAUGCUUUGUGUGCGCCACUUGCCGCGACCCGUUUCCUUCUGCGACAUUCUACGUUCACGAUGACAAGCCUUACUGCGAGCAACAUUAUCACGAGAAGAACGGUAGUCUCUGCGGAAGCUGCGGCAUCGGAAUCGAGGGCCAGUACUUGGCCGACGAAGCAGAGGAGAAAUUCCACCCAAGAUGCUUCAGAUGCAGCGAUUGUGGCCAAAUCCUUGACGAUGGCUAUUUUGAUGUCAAUGGGAGGCGGUACUGCGAGCGCGAUGCCUUGAGGCGCGUCCAGCCACCGCCAUCCUGGGGACCCCCCAGCAGAACGGGGACUCCGAGCAACCUAGGACCCAGGGGACCUCCGAGCAUGCGAGGAUCCUCAGGACUCGGGCCUGGGCUCCAACCAGGCGGUCCUAAAGGCUAUCCUGCACCUGGGGGUCGACCGGGACGGCCUAUGGGAGGGCCUCCCAACAGUAGCAGGCUGGGCCCAGGCCCGCGACCACGGAUGGAGAAGCGUAUGACUAGACUUGGCAUGAUGUAAAUGCCCUCCAAACCUCUAUGCACUCCAUCCCCACACUCUACUAUUCUCUGAUAUAUAAACGACAUGGAUCAUUUGCUUUGUUUACAGCGAAGAACGUUUUGUCGAUGUUUUGGGUCUGUACUGCGCUUUUGAUCUGUUCACCCCUAUUUGCUGUGCUUACCCGCACAUCGGCUUUACGGUCCAGCCCAUGCCGCCAGGACCGUUCAGGAUACCCAUUUGCUAUAUACCCUUCAUUUACUCAUUAUAUAUUUUAUGUCUACUUUGUUAUAAUCUUCCUCUUAUUUUUUCCGUGUUUAUGUGAUUCAUAUAGAGUCCGGGAGGGGAAGACGAUGGGAAUUGGGCGGAAAUCAUGGUGAUGACGCAAGGGGAAUGGGGUUCUUUCUUUGGGGAACAGGCUUUGAUCAUGCAUGUCGAUGCUGGGGAGGACGACUAUAGGGCUGCAUAAGUCUCCACUUGAGGCUCAGCCAUGCCACCACUUUAUUAUGUACGGCAGAGACGUUAUGCCGACAAAUUCAAGCAAGCCACUUAACAUUUUCACUAUACAUGUUAGUAGUACAUGGCGUACCCAGCCUUAAUAAUUAAUCUAGAGUACUAGAAAUCUGGGAAUCUUCUACCACGUACAGCCCUUGAGUCUACAGUACAAUAAACUUUUGCAUGCACGCUCCUGACGCGCAUUUGUUUUGACGACGG
Molecule: messenger RNA, 3375 nt
Organism: Pyricularia oryzae 70-15
Lineage: Eukaryota; Fungi; Ascomycota; Sordariomycetes; Magnaporthales; Pyriculariaceae
Exons: 3
Coding region: 547-2685 (712 amino acids)
Source: RefSeq, a predicted model, not a curated record